Truncatella angustata is the source of this 1137-nucleotide messenger RNA. RefSeq lists its product as uncharacterized. The coding region runs from base 1 to 1137 and encodes 378 amino acids. The record is from RefSeq and is a predicted model, not a curated record. NCBI's taxonomy places the organism in Eukaryota, Fungi, Ascomycota, Sordariomycetes, Amphisphaeriales, Sporocadaceae. The transcript is spliced from 9 exons.
AUGCUGUCUCGUAUGCGCGACAUAGCCGCGGAGGCUUUGUCUACUGAUGGGCUAUACCAAGUACCUUUGCCUGGCACCGUUUUCAGCAUUCUUCUCGCUAUUUUGUCAUUGACCUUAUUAUCAGCGUUUUUCGCAACACGUUUCAACGCAAUCACAUCGUGGAGAAGAUUACCACUUGUCAGCUGGCUUAUUUUUGCCAUUUACACAGACUCUUGGUUGUUUGUUGCCAUAGCGAGUGUGCUGCGAUGGGGCCCUGGAAUUAACUCGGACAAUGCGCUUUGCUCUUCCGCCAUCUUUCUAUGCCUAGCCUGCUACUUAUCAACGAAGAUUCUAAUCUACUUCUUCUUGGUGGAAAAAGCCUUUGUUGUAUGGGGUGGCAGAAAGUCGCGACUACAAUCCAAGUUGUACAUCUUCAACUCAUUUGUGAUGCUCAGUAUUUUUGCUAUCAUUGGGAUAUUUAACUUCAUCUACCGAAUCGAUUACAUCGAGAAUGGCAAGUGUGUCAUUGGCAUGCAACGCCCCGUAUUAAUCCCACUUGUCUCAUUCGAUCUUGCUGUCAACGUCUAUCUCACUAUCUUGUUUUUGAUUCCCCUUCGAAGCACAUAUUCUUUCAAUAUGGACAAGACUUCUGGAAAUGCAAAGCUUCGUGAUCUCGUCUUUCGAACUUUCAUUGGUGCUGUAACAUCAACAAUCACUUGCGCGUUAAACAUCAUUAUUAUGAUGGCUCUCAAUGGUGAGCCAGGUUGGGUGUGCUUGAUGUCAUGUAACAUCGAUCUCCUCUUCGACGCCAUUAUCGUCCAAUACGUUACCACGCGCGACAAUCAAGGUACACAGACGACCGUCUCUGAUAAGAAUAACUUGUCCGUUGCCGUCGAGCGGUCCGUCGUUGUACAUCGCAGCACGAACCGACACGACAGUGCCAUUGAUAAGAGUGCUAAGAGAAACAAUCUAACAGAGCUGGAGGAAGAGAUUGGAAUGUCCAACUUCGGAGCUGCGCCUGCGAGAAGCCCGCCGUCUGUCGAGAGAAUCAAGGCAGAUUACGCAAGCGACAGGAGCUCAUCAUCUGUGGAAGAUCUGGAAAUGGGAAACAGGACCAACGUAGCAGCUGCCAAGGAAUUUGAUUGGAGUCGUAAGUAA